Messenger RNA from Sapajus apella (tufted capuchin), 1260 nucleotides. It is a transcript of the gene SPATA19, whose product is annotated as spermatogenesis associated 19. The record is from RefSeq and is a predicted model, not a curated record. Lineage: Eukaryota; Metazoa; Chordata; Mammalia; Primates; Cebidae. The coding region runs from base 564 to 1067 and encodes 167 amino acids. The transcript has 7 exons.
GCAAAUGAAGGCCUGGCCCAUGAGCAGCCUGAUUGGUUGUGGUAGGGGACCAAUCAGAGGCACUUUCAGCUUUUCGUCUGCCAUGCAGAAGAGGGGAGGGUGGCUAAGGGAGUAGCCUCUGGUCCUUUUGUUACUUGGGCAUGGAAAGUUGGGGUUUUCCUUUUGAUUUAGUUCUAAGAAGUCAGAGUGAAUCUCGGCUUUAAGUUUCCUGCCUCCAGACCCUAUCCUCCUGCCUCGAGGUGAACUCUCAAAUUAGCACUUUCCCAAGAAAAGAAUUCAAGGGUCAGUCAGUGGUGUUAGAAAGCCAUCUUUUAUUGAAUGGUUCUGCUCCUUGAAGCAUGGUAACUCAUAGGCAUUGCACCCAGAGCCUAAAAUGCAGGGUCUCCUGGCAACUGCAUUUAUACUCACAUACACCACUUUCAAAGGGAGGCCAUUGUCACAUCAUCACAGGUCAGCCAAUCAGGGGGACACCUCCCUUCAAUGACCUCCCUGUCCCAUAGGAGUUCUCAGGCAGCUUCAAUGGAAGGAGGGAGCCAAGAAGGGGGCCUGGUAUAAAUUCAGAGAUGAUAAUUACAACCUGGAUCGUGUAUAUUCUUGCUCGGAAAGGUGUAGGGCUUCCCUUCCUACCAGUAACCAGUUCGGACAUUGACGUUGUGGAAAGCGAGGCUGUAUCUGUAGUACAGCACUGGUUGAAAAAAACAGAAGAAGAGGCUUCUCGGGGCAUAAAGGAAAAGCUGUCCAUCAACUACCCUUCCCAGGGCAUAAGGGAGAAGACGUCCAUUGACUCCCCUCCCACCCAUGGCCAAGACGUCCAUGUGACCAGAGAUGUGGUGAAGCACCACCUCUCUAAGUCUGAUUUGUCAGCAAAUCAGAGCCAGGAGGUCUUGGAGGAGAGAACACGAAUCCAGUUCAUAAGAUGGAGCCACACUCGUAUCUUCCAAGUGCCAAGUGAGAUGACAGAACACAUCAUGCGAGAUCGAAUAGAGCAGGUGAGACGAAGCAUAUCACAUCUUACAGAUUGCUCAUCUCAGGACUCCAGUACGAGACCCUCCUACUGGGACUGCUAAGAGCAACAGGUGGAAGUCCUUCAGGGUCCAGGAACAACCUGGACCUUCUGUGUCAGAAGAACAUCUGUCUCCUGCUUGACCUGAAGAAGGGCCAGACCUGGGCAGAAAGACUCCAGCAGGUGAGCUCUUCAUGUCACAGUGUCAGCACUGGAGUCUUCUUGCUGAACUGCAAAUAAAGAGACGUGCUAUUUAA